Molecule: messenger RNA, 781 nt
Organism: Acanthoscelides obtectus
Lineage: Eukaryota; Metazoa; Arthropoda; Insecta; Coleoptera; Chrysomelidae
Source: the annotation of a GenBank genome assembly
UCUCAUCGAGAACCGUAUGAUUCCGCAUUAGUGAUAAAUAGCAUUUUUUUGUUAGAUUUUCACUGUAUUUUAAGACAGCAUCUUGACCACAUUGGUCAUCAGUGUUCUCACCACAGUCGCUGCAUAUCUACACAUAUCCAAAAUGAGUAGCAGCCAAAAGGUGAUCGAUACUGUGUCUGACGAAUUCGUCAGGAGAAUAGAGGUGAACGUUCUAAACUCAACCAACAAACGAUUCCAAAACAUUCAAAACACGAACACCAGCAAACGAAUACUACCAACUACGAUUUCUAAGAGACACUACGACGACGACGACGACACAACAGAAGAGAGUAAGUUCUGUGAUAAUUGUACACAUUCCUUUUGUUUUUGUAGAGAAUCAAUAAAGAACCAUCCAGUAAUGCAAAUGACGACGACGACAUCAGAUCACCAACAAGUGGAUCUGUAUUGCCACGAGAAAAUUCCCAAGUCGUAAAGAUGUCCAAGCGAGAUACAGGAUGGAUUGGUAAACAUAUAUACUCUAAAAAGGACUCUAAGAAGACAACCUGCUCAUUCUUCGUGGCACACGUCAUCGAGGUGACCAGAUGUGGUGUUUGUGGAAAAAUUAUAAAGGAGCAACCAGCGGCGCCGGCGGCUGCCUUGAACGUCGACUGGAGACCACAGAAUGCAUUUGUUAGAUAUUGUCCUGUGAGUUUCCAAGCAAGACCCGGCAUCCGAGAAUACAGAACAGACUGGUUACCAGGGCGAUGAUUGAAAAAAUGAAUAAAGACUGUUAAUAAGUUUA